Molecule: messenger RNA, 3492 nt
Organism: Drosophila ficusphila
Lineage: Eukaryota; Metazoa; Arthropoda; Insecta; Diptera; Drosophilidae
Gene: Grip128
Exons: 6
Coding region: 150-3383 (1077 amino acids)
Biological process (GO): mitotic cell cycle; microtubule nucleation; cytoplasmic microtubule organization
Cellular component (GO): spindle pole; gamma-tubulin complex; equatorial microtubule organizing center
Molecular function (GO): gamma-tubulin binding; microtubule minus-end binding
Source: RefSeq, a predicted model, not a curated record
AUGACAAAUUCGAUAGGCAUCCCCGCUGAACGGUUUUUGUUGUUGCUGCCAAAUAGGGCGCCAUUUGUUAAUAAUUUUGUUUUUGUUUAAAAAACAAGGACAAGUUUGUGAAUUUUGGGGGCAGUGGUGAACCGUUGGGAAUUGCAGGUAUGACCGGAGCCGAUUUCAACGCCCGUUUGGCGGACAAUGUGCAGAAACUGGUCAGGAAUCUGUCCGGUCCGGAGGCUAGCCAACAGGAUUUGCGCAAGCGGGAGCGGACGGCAUGGGAGCAGCUGCGUCGGUAUCACUUUACGAGCACCAAUCACUUCGAGGUGAGACGCAUCAUGAACGAUCUGGUGGAGCGUUUCCGGGUGGAGGGUAUGUCCUCGUUCGGAGAAACCCUAAUGGAGCUGGCCAACAAGGUGCUGGCAAUACCGGGACAUCGCGGGAUGGGCCAGCCGGACAUGGAGUGGUCGCUGCUCGACUUUCUGCUCGCCAUGACUAACGAACCGGUGCAGAACAUCCGGCGCGAUCGGGAGCUAAUGACCCGGCGCCGGUUGCGCGGAAUCAGCGACGUUAAGGAGGCAGAGAUGACGGAAAAGCGGGCUGCAGAAGCCUGGAUCCCGCCCAAUUCGGUGGAAGCGGAGGUGGACUGGGUGGCGCUGCUAAGCGAGGAUUUCCUGGAACCACCAGACAUGGAUAGUUCGGACAGCUUAAGUGACUGGUCGGACGAAUCGGAUAAUGACUCAACCAGCACUUUGCAUCCUGAAGAGAAUAUGGGCACCUCGCUGGCCCUGCCCGAAAUGGCCCAUGUUUAUGAGCAGGCAAUGCAGGUGGCCGUUCCAAAUAGAAAUGGCAACGGCAAUACCAAGUAUCUGCCGCCCGAAUGUGCCGUCAGCGAAACUGCCAGCGACGUCUUCCGCAUCACCCAGCCGCAGGUGCUCAACCUGAACGGUUUUAGCUCUAAGCUGAAAAAGAGCAAGCUGCUUCAGUUACCGGCUCUCCAACCCCCGGCCGCCACCACCGAAUUGCAGACCAGUGAUCGAAAUACGGAUGUUCUUCAGCGGACAAUCCAUAAUCAUUGGUGGCGCGAAGACGUUAAGGUCUUUGCCCUGCCUGCAGAAGCGGAUCCGUUGGCCAACUUUGCCGUGAGCUACGUGCAGUUUUUGAACCACAGUAGCCGCGGUCUUUUGAAUCUACCGCUACCGAAAACCGUCACGGAGUCCUGUCUCGUCAGGGAAAUCCUGCUCAUGUUUGUGCGUCCGGAAAGCUGUUGUUUUUUCGAACUCAACAGUCCUGAGCGUCGCAUUCUUGUCCGCCCUAAUGUCAGCAUUUGCACAGUGUCAGCGCGUGCAUUGAAACGCUUUCUGGAAUAUGAUGUGGUGCCCGCGCUGGAGGAUAUGAUGGAGCUGCGACGCAUCAUCGAUGCCUACACACUGGCCUUUGAUGGCAGCGUAACCGGCACCUUGGAGUGCUUUGCCUACGGCUUGAGGGAUCUUGUCCGACCAAUUAGCCAGCUACUCAUCGCUUUCGAGGAGCGUGUCGUUAGGGAGCCCGCUAAGAGUACGCUGGUCCACUUUGUGUUUGAGUUCAGGCCACACUUUCGCCAGCUGAAGUUGCUGCGCAGCCUGGCCAAAGAUGCCAUCCUGGAACGAGGUCCUCCACACCUGCGUAGCGCCUACUUGCUAUCCAGACUAUAUAACCACACAAAGCCGCAGGUGCUGCACCAGAAACUAGCGACAGCCCUGCUCUUGGUGUCCCUCAAGCGCUACUGCAACAUCAUCGACUCCUGGUGGCGCAGGGCCACGCUGGAGGAUCGCCUGAACGAGUUUAUAGUGGAGAGAUGGGUCGAGGAGGACACCGAGCGAAGCGGCUAUGUGCGCAAGCGUUGCGUGAGUUCGAGCGAAGGUUCUGAGGCCGUGGAGAUAUUCAAAAAGCUUCACGAGUGCCCCUUUUACCAGCUCCUGCUGAAGCACGCUUUGGAGUCGGGUGAAACGCAGGAUCUGCUGGCCAACGUUAAUUUACUUGGCGAUAUGCUGGCCAACAACAACGAAAGCCAGCCGCGCUCACUCUACGAGGAGCUGACCGCCCAACUCUUCGCCCAGCUAAGAAUCUACUGCAGCAACGUUCCGACGGACGAGGAAGCUCAACCGGAGGGGAAAAAAGAUCUGCGUAGGGCGUCCGACGAACAGUUGGUGAAGAACGCGCAAGGCAUUCACAAUCUUGAUCUAAUGGCCAUAUUUACGCGACCGGCGAGGGAAAGGAUUUUGGAGCGACAACGCCACAGCGAGAACAAAACGCCAAUGCAAGUGAUGGAGGUUUUCCGGCGCUUGGAGCAAUCCACUUGCCUGCAGCUGAAGGACGAGCUGCCGGAGGCUCUGCGCAAGCUUCUGCAAAGGAGGCAGUGUCUGGCGAACGAGUACGCGAUGCGAGCUUAUUGCGUGGACUUGCAACUUGGCGAGGUGUCGCGAUUCCUGCGGCACACAAUGAUGCUGGAGGCGUACUAUCUGCUCCUGCCCUUCUACACCGCACUCUUCACACGCAUCGAAAAGAGCGAGGACUGGGCGCAGAAUUCGCGGCUUAAUGCCAAACUCUACGAGGUGCUGUUCCCGCACUACGCCCAUUUGGCCGAUAACCUUCAGUUGAAGGUGAUAUCCAAGGUGGCCUGCGUCUCAAACAAGGUUCACGAGGCAGUGGACGCCCUGGAACUGUACUACGACCUGCCAGUGGCCAUGCAGCGCGUUGUCACACCGAAACACAUGCAGGGCUACAAUUCGGUGUGGCGACUCAUGUUGAAGGUGAAGUGGGCCGUCUGGAAGCUGGAGAACCUUGUCUUUCUGCGUCGCCUCGAGGGAAAUCCGUACGCGCCCUUGGACCUGCUCGGCCUAACGAUUCGCCGGCUGGAGAUCCUGCGCUUUUGGAUGAUUUACGUGAUCAACAGCCUGCACACACACAUCAUGCAGGUCGUGGGCCAGCAGUUUGAGCUCCAGAUUGGCCAGUGCCAAAACAUCCGGGAGUUGAGGACCCAGCACGACGAGCAUGUGUUGCUGCUAAGGACCCACUGCUUGCUGACCGACGAGUUCACAGCCUUUCGCAACGCCCUCGAUCAGCUCUUCCACUUGGUAUUCGUGCUGGACAUGGAGUGGACCUGCUGCACCUGCUAUCUGGGCGACAACGAUGCCCUCAGCCUGGAUGUCAGCCAAUCGGAGAACGGCGAUGCCGAAAACGAGUCGAACGGUCGGGGUCUGGAGUACCUGGCCCUUAACCAGGUGGUGGAGAUCGAGAUGACAUACAUACGGUGCCAUCAAACGCUCGCCGAGAUUCUCAAUUCGCUGGUUUACAAGCACGACUACGGUUUCCUGACCGCGUUGGAAGUGGCAUUCAACACGAGUGUGCCCUAUUAAAUCUGAAUCUCCUGAAAGGAUUGUUAGCCAUUGCCAUACGAAUCAUUACCAUUGAUCGAAUAUUCCCAUACCCAAAGUUAAUUGAAUAAAACCUUUUGUUGAAACCUGA